Messenger RNA from Penicillium malachiteum, 786 nucleotides. RefSeq names its product ureidoglycolate hydrolase. Bases 1 to 786 code for a protein of 261 amino acids. Gene Ontology annotation, biological process: allantoin catabolic process. The transcript has a single exon. Gene Ontology annotation, molecular function: ureidoglycolate lyase activity; ureidoglycolate hydrolase activity. NCBI's taxonomy places the organism in Eukaryota, Fungi, Ascomycota, Eurotiomycetes, Eurotiales, Aspergillaceae. The record is from RefSeq and is a predicted model, not a curated record.
AUGGCACCAAUCCUCACCUCCAACCCGACCCUCACACUCGUUCCGGAACCUCUUACCCCUACAAGCUUCGCUCCAUUUGGCACAGCGAUUUGCUCACCCAUUCCACGAGAUCUCAAUGUUGCUCCUCAGCCCUCCAAUCUUCCACCUUUCGAGCCCACACCAGUACUCGCGAACCAGAACUCCGCACUGAAGUACAGUCCCAUCUCGCCAAUGCUGGACCGCUACUCAAGUGGUCCAAGCGGCCAGGCGAGCUCAGCACGAAUGACCAUGUUCUGCUGCUUCCCACGCAAACUCCGAACAAUUACUCAAGCUCAGAAACCUGACAGUGAAGUUUUUGACGUUCGAAUCCUUGAGCGUCACCCAUUCACCAAUCAGACAUUUAUUCCCGUUGAUCUCUCAAGUCAUUCGAAGGUUGGAGAUGGUGAGGAGGAACCUAUAUUUUUGGUUGUUGUUGCGCCUACAUUGAAGGGGGCGGUCGCAACUGCCAAGAAUGCUUCUGGGGAAACUAUCACAAUCCGGGACCCGCCCGACCUCAAAAAUAUAAAGGCGUUUAUUGCGAAGGGUGGACAGGCUGUGACAUAUGGCGUUGGAACAUGGCAUGCGCCCAUGGUGGUUCUGGGUCGCCGACGUGUGGAUUUCGUAGUUGUGCAACAUGUUAAUGGUGUGGACGAUGAGGAUUGUCAAGAGGCCGCUUUUGGGGAGGGCAUUGUGGUGAACCUGGGCGAAAGAGGACAAUAUGGCCGGAAUAUGAAGGCACCAGCCAAGCUGUGGUCUGCGAAGCUGUAG